UGAGGAGGAGGCCUACGACGACGAGGGAGGAUUGGACAGUGCGGACCAGCUGCGGGGAGGCUUUGCAGGAGCUACGGCGUCACCGGCGUUUGGAUGGCCAUCUCGUUCACUGUUGUGUUCAAGGCUCUUACGAAGUGGUGGGCCUUCCGGAGGAGCCGCCUGCCGCUCUUGACGAGGGUGGCCGUGUGAAUAAUCGGCGGGGCCAUCGGCGCCUCGGCGUGGCCUGCGCCAGUGGAGCUUCCGCGCGACUCCGUCGUUUAUGCCCCGACCUCGUGUUGGGAGGAGUGUCUUCGUUCCAGACGAGGAUGUGGAGGCUCCCCUCCCCUUCCAAGACAAGCUCGGCGAAUUCGCGAGCCCGGCGGGGUGCCCGGCGCGGCGCCGCGAGAAGCGGCGCCGCCGGGGCUCCUGCCCGGCCGAUUUUCGAGGGUCCCCCCGGCCCGCUCGGCCGAGCGCAAGUGAUCAUAAUGGAGGCGGCCUGAGCCUCGCCUGGUCCGUUCGUCUUCUCCUCCUUCCUCCUCCCCUUCCUCCUCCUCCUCC
This is a messenger RNA of Prorocentrum cordatum, 537 nucleotides long. NCBI's taxonomy places the organism in Eukaryota, Dinophyceae, Prorocentrales, Prorocentraceae. The record is from the annotation of a GenBank genome assembly.